AUGUCUGGGGAUCAGGCACCCUCGCAGCUCGAAGCUGCCGAGGGCAUUCCCAUCGCGCAAUUGAGCCCCGACGUUUCGGAUGCCAAGACGCGCGUCGUGCGCGGUGUUGUCACGAUUACCUGGCCGUACAGCAUCAUCAACAAAAACGUCGCCUUCCUGCUUGCCGAACCCGACUUCAGAUUGCGCCGCGCGAAGGGCCAAGUGCGCGUCGAGUUCAGCGGAUCGAGUGCCAAGGCGGUUCAAGAUGCCGGAUUGGGAAGCGGCGAUGAGGUGACGCUCAGUUUGGAUGGAGUCGAAAUGGUCGCCGAUGAUUCCAAGACGCGCGUGCCAGGCACGAGCCUCGAAUGGCAGUUGAAGUUCACUGAGAGACUGCUGCUGCGGGCCAAGAUUAGCGACUCGGAGGAAAUCAAAGUUAUCGAUAUCGAUCAUCCUGCAAUCACCGAACCAGAGCCCCAACCCGAGCCAGAAAAGCUUCCAGAAUCUAUCCUCGACUCCUUCACGGAGCCCGCGAAGCCCCACGAACCCGUCGCAACACCGCGAAACCCUCCCACGAAGAGACCUGCCGAGCAAAGUCUUGGAUUAGACGAGUAUGCCUCGCCCGCAUUUCUCAAGCGCGCUAGGAUGUCAUACGGAUCUCUGUUUGAAUACAACUCAGACAUUUUCGACGAAGACACCUCAGCCAAUGCUCGCACAAAAAAGCGAGCAAAGACCGGCAGGUACAGCGGAGUGUGGAGAUACGCCAGCAAAUCUCCCAGCCCUGAACCCGAGCAGGUUGAAGAUGACGAUACAGAUGACACGUCAAUGGCAGAUGAGAAGCCGGAGACGGAUACACCUGUGCGGCCGAAGAUGGUUGAUGGAGGGUGUCAGACUAUGGAAUUGGAUACGAGCCCCCCAAGAGACGUCCAAGUUGCGGCAGAGGCCAGGCACGACCCAUCUCAGUUUUUGCAGACCCCCACGAAGUCGACCAUGAUUGACUCCGGGGUGCAGUCGGACUUGCCUGGCCUAGCGGAAACGCCCCAUUUUGGAAUGCCGGCGGGCUUGAGCGGCGAUUUUGGACAGCCACCACCGAUGCCCAUAUUUACAUCUGCUCAUGAGCACUACACGCCGGCAUACGAGCAGCAGCCUGUUGGUCCGGACCUUGGUCAUGACGUCCACCACGGUAGCAUGGGACCGCAAUACCAUGCGGAAAGUCCCUUCCAUGAGCAUGCGAGCUCGUACCCGGAAGCAGCACUCGAUGACGGUCUUGAGGCUCCCGCACAAUACCCUGCGUCUUUCCUUGAUACUCCACAGUUUGACCCGCAUCUCAUGGUCACAUCUCAGUCUAUGCCUGAGUCGACGCCAGCUUAUCAUGAUCACCAUACGCCACAACCACAUGUAUCCGAGCCCGAGCACCAUACCACUUUCGUCGAUGCUGUUGCAGAGCCGCAGCAGAUCCCAUGGGGUCUCACGUCGAUGCAGCAACCCAGGCCAGUCGCAGAGCCAGCAGACAAUGCUGCUUCGACCUUCGACCCGGCUGUUAGCAAGGAGGAGGUGGUGAAUACGGAACAGGAAUUAGGCACUCAAGCUGUGCCAAGUGAUACUUGGGCUGAGGAUCAUGAACUGCAAACAAAAGAGCACCACGAAGACCCUGAGGGCAAGCAGGCGGCCAUGACGGUUGAGGACGACGAGCUCUCGGAAGACGAGGAUGGUCCUGAAGAAGAAUUCACUGCCAGGACGUAUGCUGAGAGACAUUUCGAACCAGCAAAAGAGAAAGAAGAGGCCGCCGCUGGCUUGGAGAAUGCACCGGCGAGCAGUGAGAGCAGCGACGGCAGCGAAGACAGCGAUGAGGAAGCCGAGCACGAAGAGGAUGAUGUUGGUGGAGACUACGACAUCACCAACUAUCGCAACCUCAGCAAUAACCAGGAUGACGACGAUGGAUCAGAUCUCGAGUCUGACUAUGGUCAAGAAGACGAAGAAGAGAUGUUCGAUGCCGACGUCCAAGGCGACGAGGAUGAUGAAAUGGACGAGGACGCGGAAAACUACGGAGAGUACGAUGAGUACGAAGAAGAAGGAGAUUAUGAUGAAGACGAGGAUCAGGAGAACCAGCCGCCACCUGCAACUGUGCCAAGGGGCGCCCCUCAGGUGAUCAGUUUGCUGUCAGACUCAGAGGACGAGGAAGAGGACGCGCCGCCUCCUAUGCCGAAAGCAUCGAUACGGCAAAUGCCUCAAUACGACGGGUCCGCCGACGAGAUGGACAGAUCCGAAGAUGAGGAAGAAAGCGAUAAAGAGAACGUUCGCCAUGAGCCAGUGCAACAGAACUCAUCGCCAGUGGUGUCGGAUGUGGAGAGCGAAGAGGAUGAGGCGUCUGGCAGCGAAUCUGAAGGCGGUACCCCUACUCCCAAACCGCGGGAGAUCACAAGCAACCCUGGUUCAACCCGCAGUGUUGAUGCAUCUUCUCCGGCCGCCAUGCAUGACCCUGCGGAUAUGACAACGGCCACCGUUGCUGACGACCUGGAGACCAUGAGUCCGAUUCGUCUGCCACAGUCAACAGAGCUUCCCAAGGACAGUAGUUCCCGGCCAGCCUCACGAGACGAUUCCGAGAUGUUGGAGGCAGAACUUGAACAAGAGCUGGAGCAAGAAAUUGCGGCCGAUGCCGCUUUCGACGACAGCAAGAUACCAGAUGAACCGGAGGUUUUGACAGAACAGGUCUCUGAGGUUCCAACCGAAGAUCAAGCCGUCCCGGCUGAAGAAGAAAUCGUCUCGACCGAAGAAAAAUCUGUUUUGGUCGAGGAGCAAGCUGUUCCGACCGAAGUACAAGCUGCCUCAGCCGAAGACGAAAUUGCCGAAACCGAAGAACAAGCUGCCUUGACUGAAAAACCGGCUCAAGUGAUUGCGAGCGAAGUUCUGGACACAACGGUAUCUGAAGUCAAAGUGGAAAGCGAAGUCCGGACGGAAGAGGUCAGAAAUAUACCCCAGGAAUCGAGUCUUGUCGAGGUAGAUGUGAAGCCUGCCGACGGCGUCGUCCCUGAGGAGAUGGACAUUAACAUGGCCGACGCAGACGAGAAGCCAGUUGACGAGUCCGAUAUCAGAGAGCAGUCUGAAGAUCCCAGAAUGGACGUCGCAAAGACGCCAGAGCCUUUAUUAGAAGAGAUGAUGGACGAAGAAGAUCUCAUCCAGAGUCAACUUGCAGACGAAACAAUGGCGGAAGAGAGAACGCUUGUCAUUGAGACAACUGAGACGAUAUCACAACACGAAGUCCCGGCGAACGAACUAGAAGAGACGUCAUCACCUAUGAGCUCGCCAAUCGUCCAGAUCACAGAAAGAUUACAGGUCGAGAUCACGUCGUCGACGGCCGAUACACCAGCAGCCACCCAGCAGGAGGAUGAAGGCGUUCCCAAGCUUGAUCUGGAAGACGCCAUGGACGUGGAUGAGCCUGAAGCCAAGCAGCAGGAGAUGGCUUCGCCUCCUCCCACACAGAACCUAUCUCAGUCAUUCGAGGAAGAAAGGCUGGCCGAGACGCACGUUUCUCAAGGCGCCGAUGGAGAUGAUGUCGCGCAGUUCGACCAGCUGCCAACUCCGCGCGAGACACAAGUCACGGAAUCAUUCGUCUCCCAGUCCGUGGUCGAGACUCAACAGACGGAAGAAGUAAUCGCCGACGCAGCUUCCCCGGAUGCGACGAACGAUGUUCGUCCAGAUGAGGAGCUUCCCGCUCCCACAGUGGAAAACCCGGAGAACCCUGCCGACCCAAGUUCACCUAUCAACGAAGAGUCAUCUCAAAUCCGAGACUCCUCGGCGCAACCGUCCGAAGCGCAGUCGUCUCUUAUCGCCGAGGAGGCUUCGGAGGAGGCGGGCAACGCGCAGCCAACUCCGAAGCGAGGGCGCGGACACCGAAGAAACAAGUCAGAUAACAAGGAUCCCGAUCCUAGCGUCAAGCUGGCCCGUGCAUCAAUCGCAUCACGACGUUCGACGCGCCUGUCAGACCGCACCACCCCUGAAAGCACUCGCGUUGCAACCCGCGCCAGGUCGCAAAGCCUAGCCUUGCGAAGCGAAUCCGCUGAUGAUGGCGAAGACGAAGGUGUGCAGUUGGCCAGGGCCGCGAUCAAGUCACCGUCGCGAGCCACCAAGGAGACCACCAAGGAAACCAAAGAGGAAGUUCCUGCGACGACGACCGACACCACGGCCUCGCUGAAGACGAAAUUGGCCAAGCAGCUGCAGAAGGUACCGGACUGCAUAUCGCUCAAGGUGCUCCGCAACCACACGAACAAGAACGUCGACGUACUCGCGAUCGUGACGACAGAGCCGCCCGAGGCUAAGCGCGCCAAGGGUGGGCCGCGGGGUAUCAUGCUGGCGUUCAACGUCGCGGAUCACUCCGUGGCGCCCACGCAGACGGCGCCGGUGCAGAUUUUCCGGCCACACAAGGCGGCGCUGCCAGUCGUGCACCCGGGGGACGCCAUCCUGCUGCGGCACGUCUGCAUCCAGUCGGUCAAGGGCCGCGGGUUCGGGCUCCGCGCCAACGACGCCUCGAGCUGGGCCGUAUUCGAGCGCGACGGCGAGGACGGCCUGCCGCAGAUCCGCGGACCGCCGGUGGAGCUCACCGAGGAGGAGAUGAAGUAUGCGGCUCUGCUCAAGCAGUGGUACGCCGGGCUCGACGCGAAGACGCUGGCCAAGUUUGACAAGGCCAACGAUGCGGACGCUUAG
Messenger RNA from Colletotrichum karsti, 4677 nucleotides. RefSeq lists its product as uncharacterized. Lineage: Eukaryota; Fungi; Ascomycota; Sordariomycetes; Glomerellales; Glomerellaceae. Gene Ontology annotation, biological process: telomere maintenance. Gene Ontology annotation, molecular function: DNA binding. The transcript has 2 exons. The record is from RefSeq and is a predicted model, not a curated record. Gene Ontology annotation, cellular component: chromosome, telomeric region. Bases 1 to 4677 code for a protein of 1558 amino acids.